GGUGGCCGUCCGUGUGGAGCCCAGUCAAAGCCAAACGGUGUCCAACGGUGCGGGUGUGUGCUGGCGUUGCUCCUGACGAGUGCUGUAGGUCAUGAUGCUGUCAUGUGCGGCGGAGAGUGUGGCGGCGGUGGUGAUCAAAGCAACCCAUUCCCAGGAGUAAGCAGUACCUGCUGCCUCAACGGAGAAAUGUUCAGGAAAAUACGGCCGGAAUGAGUCGGCCUGCUGGGAUGUGACGGAGAGUGACAAAUAUUGGAACAGCUGCAGUGUUUAGGCCUGUAAUUUGACCAAGUCACGGUGGAAAUUUGAGCACUGGUGCGGGGAAAAUCCGCUUGCAAGGAAAAAAAAAGUGUGGGAAAAUGCUCGCGUGCAGGCAGGACGUUUGUGUGUGUGUGUGUGUGCUUUGUGAGAGGGUGGGAAAUUUUCUGCGGUGGAAAUGCUGAAAUCGAUACCAAACCCAAAAACGGAUAAAGGGAUUAGCGCUGCAGUUGUGACUGAAAUCGAGAUUUCACACUUUGACGGCUCGCCACUAGAAGAAGAAGAAGAAGAAGAGCAGUGAAUGCGAUUGACAGACAGACUGGCGGCACUGCUGGUGGUUCCCGGACGAAGUUUGUGCGAAAAAUCAUUGAGGAAGGUGUACUGAGAGAUUUGAACUGUUCCGCUCGGAAAAAAGGGCUGCAUGUAUACAAUAGUUUUAAAAAUGUGAAACUGAAGGUUCUGGCAACCAAUUAAUCAUAAAAUAUCUGAAAAUUCAGUUGAAAAAAAAAUCACUCAUUCAAAACAAAAAAAAAACCAUGAAGAGUCACAAAAUCGGCGGCCCAAAAAAGCAAUCAUCCCCCUUCGAGCUUCCCGGCCUGUGCCGGAUUCUGUACCCGAUGGUGCUGCUGAGCGUGUACCUGGUGGACCUGGUUGGACAGGUCGAGGCCAGCAGUGCUGCGGUGGUGGCGGUUGCGGCGACGGCCCCGGAACAGCGGCAGCAGCCACAGCAACAUACCGGGGUCAGCUUCAGUUCCCGCGUCGAGCAGCACAACAGCAACCGGAAGGAGGCCGGUGCGAUGAAGGGAAUCACGCCGCCCCCGGUUGGCCCCGCGGGCGCCCCGGACGACGCCGAGGACACCCCGUACACGGCGGCCAUCCUCGGCACCGACAAUAAGCCCUACUUUGACGACGUCAGCCCGCGGAACGUCACGACGGUGGUGGACGACAUGGCCGUGCUCAAGUGCCGCGUCAAGCACAAGGGCAACCGAACGGUGUCCUGGAUGCGCAAGAAGGACCUGCACAUCCUGACGUCCAGCACGCACACGUACACCGGCGAUCAGCGCUUUUCCGUGCACCACCCGCCCGACUCGGACGACUGGGACCUGCGGAUUUCGUACGCCCAGCCACGCGACUCGGGAAUUUACGAGUGCCAGGUCAACACGGAGCCCAAGAUCAAUCUGGCCGUGUUUCUGCACGUCACCGCUGCACGGGCUAAAAUCCUUGGCUCCCAGGAGGCUCACGUUCGCAAGGGCAGCACCAUUUCACUGUCGUGUGUGGUCAACUUCCAUGCCCCCUCGAUAACAUGGUACCACGGCACAUCGGUGGUCAACUUUGACUCGGCCCGCGGUGGCAUUAGCUUGGAGACGGAGAAAACGGAAGCCGGGACGAGCAGCCGGCUGCUGCUGACCAAGGCCACCGUCAGCGAUUCCGGCAACUACACGUGCGUCCCGGCGGGGGCCAUCCCGGCCAGCGUCCAGGUGUACGUCAUAAAUGGUGAACAUCCGGCAGCGAUGCAAACCAGCGGCCAGCGGUCAACCGGAAGUGAGCAACUGUUGCUGAUGCUGCUGGUAACGUUGGCUCUGUUGCUCAACCAAUCUCUGCCGGGUUACUUGACUUUGCCACAACGACGACGACGACCGGGCAUCGAAAUUCCGGCUAGAACAAUGACAAUGAUGGUUAGUGAGCAGCAGCAGCAGCAGCAGCAGUCUUUGUUCUGUAGGUGAUCUUGUACAUAAUCAGUGAGGUUGACUCGAACACAGAAAGAUGCUGUAAGUUUUAAGAUGAAUAAAUUAAUGUUUUAAAAAUCGA
Messenger RNA from Culex pipiens pallens (northern house mosquito), 2064 nucleotides. Its product is annotated as protein sidekick-1-like. Gene Ontology annotation, cellular component: neuron projection membrane. The record is from RefSeq and is a predicted model, not a curated record. The transcript is spliced from 7 exons. Gene Ontology annotation, biological process: synapse organization. Lineage: Eukaryota; Metazoa; Arthropoda; Insecta; Diptera; Culicidae. The coding region runs from base 792 to 1979 and encodes 395 amino acids.